GGAGUGUGAAUCUGUGGUCUCCCGUUUAGAAAAGCCUAUGCAAAACCUACCAGAAGCCACCGUACUCAUCAGCAGAUCUCUUAUGAUUGUUUGGUAAAAACUCUGCGGGUCUGCACAGGUCACCUCCCUCGGAGCUCGGCGACUGAACGUCGGAGCCGGAGCCGCCGCUCGGCCCCCCUGCAGUCGGAAGGUUACAGCCGGGGGAGCGCGAGAGGCGGUGGCGGCGGCCCAGGAAGGAGCAGCAGCGCCCGCCCGGGCUCUUGCUCUUGCAGAACUCCCAAGAUCUCUUAAUAAAGAAAAUUGUAGUCAGAGCUUUAUGCUGCAUUCUUAUUCAGGAAAGAAGCAGGAAGAGAAGAGUGUCAUUUCCUAGGAAUCCGGUACUGGAGAAACAUGGACCGGCUGGGGGCCAUGCGGACAGGAGACCUGUUCUGACCCGUGGAAGAGCAGUGGUUCAUCGGUCAGGCCUGGGUUUGGGAGCUGCCAUGUCAAAGCACUGACCCCUCCACCAGGAUUUCUUCCACCUCCAGCCUUGUGCCCCUUCCCCCCAAAGGAGGACAGUUCUUCCAAGGAUGGUCUCCCAUUCAGAGUUGAGGAAACUUUUCUGUUCAGCUGAUGCAGUCUGCUUUGAUGUUGAUAGCACAGUUAUCAGAGAAGAAGGAAUUGAUGAGCUAGCCAAAUUCUGUGGAGUUGAGGAUGCUGUGUCAGAAAUGACACGGCGAGCCAUGGGUGGGGCCGUGCCUUUCAAGGCUGCCCUCACAGAGCGCUUAGCUCUGAUCCAGCCCUCCAGGGAACAGGUACAAAGGCUCAUAGCAGAGCACCCCCCUCACCUGACUCCUGGCAUAAGGGAGCUAGUAAGUCGCCUGCAAGAGCGAAAUGUUCAGGUUUUCCUAAUAUCUGGUGGCUUUAGGAGCAUUGUGGAGCAUGUUGCUUCAAAGCUGAAUAUCCCAUCAACCAACGUAUUUGCCAAUAGACUGAAAUUCUACUUCAAUGGUGAAUAUGCAGGUUUCGAUGAGAUGCAGCCAACAGCCGAAUCUGGUGGGAAAGGAAAAGUUAUAAAACUUUUAAAGGAAAAAUUUCAUUUCAAGAAAAUAGUCAUGAUUGGAGACGGAGCCACAGACAUGGAAGCCUGUCCUCCUGCUGAUGUUUUCAUUGGAUUUGGAGGAAAUGUGAUCAGACAACAAGUAAAAGACAACGCUGAAUGGUACAUCACUGAUUUUGUAGAGCUUUUAGGAGAACUGGAAGAAUAAUACCAAUUUUUAGACAGUUUGUAACAAGUUCGGUUAAUUUUGAAAAGUUAUACAGUUUGAUACUGUUUGCUUCAAAUUGCCUAUGACAACUUAAUAUAUAGAGUUGGUGCUGAUUAUCUGUACUUCCAAGGAAAUAUGGAAAAUUGCUUUUUUUUUUAACUGCAGUCCUAGUAUUGUUAUGACCAUUAAUUAUGUGGAGAGUUUAAUAAUCUGAAUUCUUUAUGUAUUUUCCUAGCUAUAUUUUAUUUGAAGCCUUUUAAAGGCGGAUAGUAAAUUAAACAGCUUCACUGUUGGAAAUAUGGGUUAGGUAGCUUUAGGUGAAUAUUGGUUUUCCCUGUGGUAGGUAAAUAAAAGUUUAUCCAUGUAUUAGAACAUA
Messenger RNA from Hyaena hyaena (striped hyena), 1623 nucleotides. It is a transcript of the gene PSPH, whose product is annotated as phosphoserine phosphatase. Gene Ontology annotation, biological process: dephosphorylation; L-serine biosynthetic process. Gene Ontology annotation, cellular component: cytoplasm. The transcript has 8 exons. NCBI's taxonomy places the organism in Eukaryota, Metazoa, Chordata, Mammalia, Carnivora, Hyaenidae. Gene Ontology annotation, molecular function: magnesium ion binding; L-phosphoserine phosphatase activity. The record is from RefSeq and is a predicted model, not a curated record. Bases 570 to 1247 code for a protein of 225 amino acids.